GAACCGCGCCGCACUUGGCGAUUGCAGCAUCACCCUGCCGGCAUGAAUAUCCGACCGCAUGGACGGCCGCAGCAUAAUGCAAUGUCCUUUCCACCACCGCAGCGCGAUAUCUUCUUCCUUGACCAAGAUCUACAUUGAGGCCUGGAGUCACAUCAAAAAUCUCAUGUUCGAAUCAUAAAUAUGCCGCCACGCACUCCCAUAUUGUUGAGAGCCUCCCAGGCGAUCGCGACCAAGUUUCCGAGGCUGACUCCCCUCGCGUCGAAAUUGUCCCGAAUGCAUGACGAUAUUACGGACUUUGGCAUCUUCGCCGGUGUCGCGAUCCAAUUCUCUUCGAAUGUGUCGCAGACGGUCCACCGGAUCCGACGCCAUAUCGCAUCGGACGACGGCGGACUUGCAGAUGCCAGCGCUAUGAAGGCAUCAUUCACCCCAACGUUCGCCAUGAUUGGUGUUGCAGGUGCGGUGCUUGCCCAGAUCGCAGUACAAACUCUCUCUAUGCCUUCGCUACAGGAAGUCACAUGGCUCGCCGAGGCAUUUUUCGUGCUAUGCUUAGUCUCAGGUUCCUUCGCGGUCAUCUUCUCCUGUGUGCUUCAGAGCACCCUGGGCAACUUGCACACUCCCGCUGAGUUUCAGGCAUGGAUAACUCAUGGGUUGUCCUCUGAGACAGUCGAGACCCUUGACCUGUUUGAGCAGCUCGAGCAGGACCCUCGCUCCGACUUGACCAGCCAUUUUGGGAAAAAGUCCAUCUCAACUUUAAAGAGAGCGCUCAAACUCCGAAGGCCACGUCCCUCUCUCAUCGCGGUCUUCACGCUAACCGCUCCCAUGCAACUCCUCGAACUUUCAGUCGCUAUGUUGCUUAUGGGAUACAGUGUUUAUUUCGUCUCUAUCCCAUUAAAGCUGCCGAAUGGCGAUCGUUCGGGCGCCAUAUUUAUCCUAUAUAUGAUCGGCAUCAGUUUCGGAACCGUCCCAGGUUACUUCCCAUUCCUCAGGAAAGUCUUCGCGCUCUUCGAAAGCCAAAAGGUCCAGCGUAUGCGGCCCAUGCUGCAAGAGAUCCAAACCGUGCUCCACCGGACCGACCCUGAAGCCAACAAAGGCCAACCCGACAAUCUGCCUGGUGCUGGUCGUCCGUACAGCGAGCAUGAAAAUCAAGAAGAUGUCUUGAAGACAAUGAAUGAGCUUAUCCGGCUUCAGAGCGAACAGUUGGUGCAGCAACAGCAUCUUCUGCAGAUCAUGUCCCAAAGGCUCAUCAGCACGCCCAUGUCAUAUCCGAUCAGGAAGGCUUCAUAUGAUCAUACGCCUACGAGCAGUCGUGCCUCUGUGGAUUCCUUUUGCAAUUCUCCUAAACAUAUCUGAAGAAAGCACCAUUGAACGAAAGCCACAUCAGUGAGCUUUCAAUUUAUCGAAACGCCGAAACAGAUACUGAAUCAUUGAGCCUUGGCACAUCUGGGAUACCUGCGAGAGGAAAUCAGACAGCAUGUAAGCUCGGCUGCCAC
Messenger RNA from Dissoconium aciculare CBS 342.82, 1490 nucleotides. RefSeq lists its product as uncharacterized. NCBI's taxonomy places the organism in Eukaryota, Fungi, Ascomycota, Dothideomycetes, Mycosphaerellales, Dissoconiaceae. The transcript has a single exon. The coding region runs from base 181 to 1350 and encodes 389 amino acids. The record is from RefSeq and is a predicted model, not a curated record.